AUGCAGCACGAUCAUGACGAGGAUGCAUGGGAGAGGAGGGAUCAGCUACAAUAUAAUGGGCUCGGGCUGACUGAUCCAAUCAAAAGUGUAGAGGAUAAAUGGUUGCUCCUUCCAGCUUUUCUCAAAGUCAAGGGUCUUGUCAAACAGCACAUUGACUCCUUCAACUACUUUGUGGACGUCGACAUCAAGAGCAUUCUCCGCGCGAACAACAAAAUCACUUCGGAUGUCGACCCUCGCUUCUGGCUGAAGUAUACCGAUAUUCAAGUCAUGAUGCCAGACCGACCUGACGGGACAGCAACCUCUGGCAAUAAAAAUGUAACGCCACACGAAUGUCGGCUGCGCGACACGACAUAUUCAGCCCAAAUACUGGUCACGAUUCAAUACACUCGCGGAAAACAGGUCGUAAAGAGGACCGGUGUCUGCAUUGGUCGCAUUCCUAUCAUGCUGCGGAGCAACAAAUGCUGGCUGGCAAAUAAGAGCGAGAGAGAGAUGGCGGUGGAGAACGAGUGUCCUCUCGAUCCCGGGGGGUACUUUGUGGUGAAGGGGACGGAGAAGGUCAUUCUCGUGCAGGAGCAGCUCAGCAAGAAUCGUAUCAUUGUUGAGACGGAUCCCGUCAAAGGGAUAGUCCAGGCUUCGUGUACAUCGUCGACACAUGGCGGUCUCAAGUCCAAGACGUACGUAGCGACGAAGAAGGGCAAGAUUUACUUGCGGCACAACUCCAUCCACGAGGAUGUCCCAAUUGUCAUCGCUCUCAAGGCGCUCGGUAUCCAGUCUGACAAGGAAAUUCUUCUUCUCACCGCUGGUAAUAACGACGCGUACAAAGAUGCGUUCGCGCCGAACCUGGAAGAUGCGGCGAAGAUGGGCGUCUUCACUGGUCAUCAGGCGCUCGAGUGGAUCGGCUCGCGUGUCAAAGUCAACCGUCGCACUAUCGGUCCGCGAAGGCCGGCAUGGGAGGAGGCGCUCGAGGCGCUUGCGACUAUCGUGCUUGCACAUGUGCCAGUUGUCGGACUUGACUUCCGUUCGAAGGCAAUUUUUGUCGCCACGAUGGCUCGUCGCGUUCUCAUGGCCAUGGAUGAUGAGAAGAUGGUCGAUGAUCGUGAUUACGUUGGGAACAAACGUCUUGAGCUUGCCGGUCAGCUGCUCGCACUGCUAUUCGAGGACUUGUUCAAGACCUACAACUCUAACCUCAAAUCGGCAAUUGACAAAGUGCUAAAGAAGCCAUCUCGCACUAACGAGUUUGACGCGUUCAAUACCAUGCAGUUUCAGGGGGAUCUUAUCACUGCGGGCUUCGUGCGCGCGAUCUCGACCGGCAACUGGUCGCUCAAACGUUUCCGUAUGGAUCGCGCCGGCGUGACGCACGUCCUUUCGCGACUGAGCUUCAUCUCAGCCCUCGGGAUGAUGACGCGCAUAUCAUCCCAGUUUGAGAAGACACGUAAAGUAUCCGGCCCCCGCGCACUUCAGCCUAGUCAAUGGGGCAUGCUCUGCCCUAGCGAUACGCCCGAAGGAGAAGCGUGUGGAUUAGUGAAGAAUUUGGCGCUCAUGACCCACAUCACGACGGAUAUCGAUGAAGAGCCUAUCAUCAAGGUCGCGUACAUGCUCGGAGUCGAAGACAUCAGCCAGUCCACGGGAACGGAAAUCUAUGGCCCUCACACCUUCGUUGUGAACGUCAACGGUACUAUCAUCGGGCUCACCAAGUUCCCGGCGCGCUUCGUGGCCAAUUUCCGACGUCUUCGCCGCGCCGGGCGCAUCAGCGAGUUCGUGAGCGUCUUCGUCAACCACCACCACAAGACUGUCAAUAUCGCCUCAGAUGGAGGACGCAUUUGUAGACCCAUCAUCAUCGUGUCCAAUAGAGGACCCAUGGUUCAGAAGCAACAUAUUGACGCGCUGAAAGCAGGAUCUAUGCAUUUUGACGACUUCUUGCGACGAGGCCUCGUCGAGUAUCUGGAUGUCAACGAGGAGAAUGACGCGUACAUCGCACUUUACGAGAAGGACAUCGUGCCGACCACAACGCAUCUGGAGAUUGAGCCUUUCACACUCCUCGGCGCUGUCGCCGGCCUCAUACCUUAUCCUCAUCACAAUCAAUCGCCGCGCAAUACGUACCAAUGCGCCAUGGGCAAGCAAGCCAUCGGCGCCAUUGGGUACAACCAGUUUGACCGUAUCGACACCCUCCUCUACCUGUCGGUGUAUCCUCAACAGCCGAUGGUCAAGAGCAAAACGAUCGAACUCAUCGGAUAUGACAAGCUUCCUGCCGGUCAGAAUGCCACGGUCGCCGUCAUGAGCUACUCAGGUUACGACAUCGAGGACGCGCUCAUUCUCAAUAAGGCUAGUCUUGACCGCGGAUACGGGCGCUGUCAGGUAUUGCGUAAGAAUACCACACUGUUGCGCAAAUACCCCAACGGAACGUUCGAUCGUUUAGCAGACGCCCCACGGGACGAGAACGGUCAAUUGCAGAAGAAGUACGAUAUCGUUCAACCUGAUGGUCUUGCGGGUGUCGGCGAACGUGUAGACCCCGGAGACGUCUACAUCAAUAAGCAAUCCCCCGCCAACGCGAACGACCACACUUUCUCGGGCUCUGGCGCGUCGGCACCGUACAAGAAUGCGCCGAUGACCUACAAAUCGCCUGUUGCGGGUCACAUAGACAAAGUCAUGCUGUCCGAUACCGAGAAUGACCAGACGCUUAUCAAGGUUCUCGUUCGACAAACUCGUCGUCCAGAGCUUGGAGACAAGUUCUCGUCGCGACACGGACAGAAGGGCGUUUGUGGUUUGAUCGUCAACCAGGAGGACAUGCCGUUCAACGACCAAGGCAUCGUUCCAGAUACCAUCAUGAACCCACACGGUUUCCCCUCGCGUAUGACAGUUGGAAAGAUGAUUGAGCUGCUAGCGGGCAAGGCCGGAGUUCUCGCGGGAAAACUUCAAUAUGGUACUGCGUUCGGAGGUUCCAAGGUAGAAGACAUGUCCCGGAUCCUAAUUGAGAACGGCUUCAGCUAUGCUGGUAAGGAUAUGCUCACGAGCGGCAUAACCGGCGAGCCAAUGGAAGCCUACGUGUACUUCGGACCAAUCUACUACCAGAAACUCAAGCACAUGGUCAUGGACAAGAUGCACGCUAGAGCAAGGGGACCUCGCGCCACACUGACCCGUCAACCAACUGAAGGUCGUUCUCGCGAAGGAGGUCUACGCCUUGGCGAGAUGGAGCGCGACUGUCUGAUUGGCUAUGGGGCAACGCAGCUGCUUCUAGAGCGGCUCAUGAUCUCAUCCGACAAGUUCGAAGUUAACGCGUGUCAGGAGUGCGGCUUGCUCGGCUACAAUGGCUGGUGCUCCUACUGUAAGAGCUCAAAGAAGAUGGCGCAGUUGACAAUUCCGUAUGCGGCAAAACUACUCUUCCAAGAGCUCAUGGCCAUGAAUGUCAUCCCACGACUAGUACUUGAUGAUGCAUGA
Molecule: messenger RNA, 3435 nt
Organism: Peniophora sp. CBMAI 1063
Lineage: Eukaryota; Fungi; Basidiomycota; Agaricomycetes; Russulales; Peniophoraceae
Source: the annotation of a GenBank genome assembly